This is a messenger RNA of Leishmania mexicana MHOM/GT/2001/U1103, 360 nucleotides long. RefSeq lists its product as hypothetical. Bases 1 to 360 code for a protein of 119 amino acids. NCBI's taxonomy places the organism in Eukaryota, Euglenozoa, Kinetoplastea, Trypanosomatida, Trypanosomatidae. The record is from RefSeq and is a predicted model, not a curated record. The transcript has a single exon.
AUGCUUCGCUAUCCCUCCCGUGCGCUGCCCCACUUGUUGCCCGUGCGUAACAGCUGUGGCACGCUGAGGCAUCCAGUCCUCUUCACCUCUAGCCGCCGCUUCACGGAUAAGGUGCUGAUCGGCUCGUGCUCCUCGCUCUUCACGUGCUCCACGACGACAGGGCUCUUCCAUCUUCUGGUCACCCCUAUCAGCCCUUCCGUUGCCUUGGCAACGCUGGCGACAGCAGCGGCGAGCGGUGCCUUGUGCGUCGUCGACGGCGGCAGCUUGAACGGCACGACUUUUGGCGCCGUUGUUGGCAUCUUUGUUGGCGCCAUGGGGGGCUUCUACGCCAAGUCGCAGAAGGAGCCGUGGCGCAAGUAG